GUCAAAGUUCAGGCCAUACAAAUAUAUUAAAGGGGUAAACGGUGAAGGUUAUUCUGUUGAAUUCUAAAAAAGAAUAUGAGUAAAUGACACACUAUUGACUAUACUGCCAGCUUGAAUGGAGAAAACUACUAAUUUAAUUUCCCAGUGCCGUUCAAACAACAUGGGCAAGAUUCCGUGAAGGGGAAGGAAGAAGAAGAGUGAUUUCGCCGACUACACGCAUUUCUAUGUUGCUGUCUUGUUUCCGAUAACGGGUGAGGUUAUGGUCACACUCUUUUUUUUUAAUAAGUGGGAUGGCCUAGUGUUUUUUUCCCCAUAAUUAUUGUAACAUGGGGAAUUUUUUUCCCUACAACAUAUUGUCCGCUUUGGACCUCUACACUCGCACAGAUUUCGAUUUGGAAUGCAAUUCAGGGUGAUUUCUCAUAAGGUCACUUAUCCUUGUUGUACUACACCUUAACACGUUUAACUUCGGAGUUCUCACAAGAACUCCUUCAUUACACCCCAAAACGCGUCUUGUCAGUUAAUGUCGGUUUCUUACUUAUGAACCAUGUAUCUCUCUCGUGCUUUGUCGAUGUGGAAUUUGUCUAAGGUGUUACAUACAUGAUACACCCCCCCUGGGACUCAACGCCCUCGUUGAGGUUUGCCCCACCAUCGGUCAAGAGGGACGGGGAGAGGCUCUGAUACCACUUGUAACAUCCCGAACCUUUUCCCGACAAGAUACUGUCCGCUUUGGGCCUCUACACCCGCACAGAUUUCGACUUGGGGUGCAAUUCAUGGUGACUUCCCAUAAGGUCACCCAUCUUUGUUGUACUUCACUUUGAGCACGUUUAACUUCGGAAUUCCCAAAAUAACUCCUCCAUUACACCCCAAAACGCGUCUUGUCAGUUAACAUCGGUUUCUUACUUAUGAACCAUGGAUCUCUCCCAUGCUUUGUCAAUGUGAGAUUUGCUUACAAUUAUUAUCAUAAAGUAACUAACAUUUGUUAUUACGAAUUCAUUUAAAAAUGUUAAUAUAACACUAUCAUACACUAGUAAUAAUUAUUUUCACUAAUGUCAAUAACAAAAUUGUAUUGGAGAUUUGGAGUCAAUAAAAAAAUUAUAUAAUUAAUAAUCAUUUCAAAAUGUUUGUAGUGUUAUUAUAUAUCAUCAAUAAUUUCUUUCACAAAAACUAACAGCGAAAUUUUAUAUUGUUAAUAAUCAUUUUCAAAUAUUUCAAAACAUUGUUGUAUACAAUUAAUUUUUCUCUCCAUAAACAUUACUAAUGCUAUUUACGCAAUUAAUAAUUUCUUCACAAAAAAGUAAUAACAAAAUUGUCUAUUAUUAAUAAUUCUUUUCGGGUUGGGCUCAGUUGUGAACAAGCUAUUACAGGUAUCUUUUAUCAAGCCCGGCCCAAUUGGUAAAGUUGAAGUCUUCACCGAAUCACCGUCCAGUUUCCUGCAAACUUCUCCGAGACGUCUCAUUUUCACAUAAACCCAAAGUUUGCGCCCGCUGAAUCUCCCGCGCAAAACGAAUUCUCAACCUAUCUUCCAGAAGAAUCAUCCAAACAAGUCGAAAGAUUGAAUAACCUACCAUCCCAAGCCACCGUCUCCCGCCAUGGCCGCCGCCGUAGCAGCCGCCUCCGACGCGACGACCAGCCGAUUAAGCGACGGAGAACCUCAUCCGCUAACCGACGCCGAGAUCGUGCAGCUCGCCCAGCGAGGGGAACUCCAUCCUUACUUGCUUACCGCCUCCUCUCACUCGGCUCUCCUCGCCCACCUCCAAGCUCGCUCGCUCUCUCCUUCACCGUCGCCGGCGGUGUCCGAAUACGUACUCUCUCUUCUCUCUCUCAUUUCCCUAUCGCCGGAUACUCCCUCGCUACCGUCUCUUCUCUCCGCCCUGCUCUCUUCCUACACUCGGUUGUUCCUCUCCCGCCAGAUCCCUCACGAUUCGAAUUCCUCGAAAACUAUUAACCUCUUCACUACGCUCCUGCACAAUAUCGCCAUCGAUGAUCUUCAGUCGGUGGUGGAGUCGAUUGUGGACGACUUGUUCGGAAUAGAGAGUUUGGAAGACGCGCAGAUUCUCGACUUUCUUCCUGGCUGUUGUAAUUUGAUUUUCCAGGAAAAUCGUAAGGAGUUCGUGGAUUCGAUGCUGGAUAAGGUUAUGAUGAGCGAAUGGUCGAAACCGCUGCUGAUUAAGCUGGUUUCUGUUGUAAAGGAAUUUUUGGGUAUUUUUGACAAGGGGAGAGGGAUAGAGUUUGUACAGAAGGUGUUCGAUGGAAUGCCCAUGAUAGAUUUGCAGGAUUUGCCGACACUUGUGUAUCAGUUGUUGGUUUUGGCUUCCAAAGGAUUCAACAAGAGAGAGGUGCUUGAAGGGAUUGUGAAGUAUUUUGGGGAUGAAAAACGGUCGAGGAAAGUGAGUUCCACUGUUAGGCAAGUGGAGGGAACUGUGCUGCUUCAUGUCAAUUUCGCUGUGAAGCAGGAUCCUUCUCUCGUUCAGGAGAUUAUUGGGCUUGUGAAGUUGGACUUGAGGGCUUUUAAUCAUUUCACCGUUGCUGUUUUGCUCUCUGUUGCGAGGGUUAGAAGGUUCAGCGAGAACUCGAUUGGGGCACUCAAAAUGGGGCUGCUUAAUGCUUACCGCGAUUACAAGUGUGCUAAUGACUGUAAGUGGCUAACACAGGAGCUAAAAGAAGAGUAUCUGCAGAACGUUCAGACACUGGAGAAGGCUGUUCUAAGAGCGGUUAAUGAGAGCACCUGUGGAAGGGAACAUAUUUUGCCUACUAUGGUGCAGUUCAGCUUUGUACUGUUGGAGUCAUCUGAAGAAGGUAGUUUCGGAGAUCCAUCUGAUUCUGAUGGCCUGCUUGGCAUCAAGGAGCUCAGUAUUCGGAUGCUCAUGACUCUUUUUGAGGUUCAUGACAUGGCAAGAAAUGAGAUAAUAGAUCAGUGCAAAUUUCGCAUUCUGUGUCUGAAGCCAGAGCGGAGCAUUCCAAUCACAAGACUGCUAGGCCAGCUAGUCCAAGCAUUUCCUCUCCCAAUGUCGGACCAUGUUCCCCGCUUGAAGGAACUGUUGGACUACUUCACUCAUAUGCCCAACAAGGUCGCCACUCUUCUGGUUGCUGCUAUAGUGCCGCUAGCCAAACAUAGUCGCCAUCUUCGGGAUUAUAUGAUCUUGGUAUUGCGCAAGGCUAUAUUUAGCCGGGAAGAUGCGGUCCGUCUUGCUGCAACUAACGCCAUUUUCCGUCUUAUUCUAGUGGAAAGACAAUCCACUAGAGACGGGUUGUUUGCCUUUCAAGACUCGUCAAGCCAGGCAAGUAGCAGCCAGCAAAAUGGCAUGCUGCCAUGUGGCAUCAACGGAGGAGCUCUCUUUCAUGAGCUAAGUGGUUUGCUGCGUAGAUGCCUUUGUCAACAGGCAAAAGUAAGGGAGGUCAUCUAUUCUGCUCUUCUGAAGCUUGUCCUAGUAGACCCUGCCAGUGGGAAACUCGUGCUUGAUUUUCUUUUGCCUCACUUCCUGCUGUUCUUCAAGGAGGAUACUGAUGUUGUAGCUGGAAUUAGCUCUUCCGUUAAAUCAGAACGUGGCAAAGUUUUAGUUGAAGAGCCACUAGAUUGUCUUCUAUCUUGUGUUUCGUGGAUUUUACUACUCCAACCACAUGGUAAACCAGAUCCUCCAGAUUCGUCGUUGCCAUGUUUUGGUUUCUCCCUUUCCCAAGAUGAUGAGGCACGAAGAAAUCAGUCCAGUGAGUCAUUCUCUGAUGCCCUGACAAAGAUUCGGAAGUUCGUGAGAAAGGGAAAGCUGGAAGGCAUACUCGGUCAGAAUCAUGAUGGCAGCAGCUUUACUUCCCCUGAAGAAGACAAGAACAGAUGCUUGGCUUUGGUUCUAUCAGGGAUCAUUAAGGUACUACUGAACUGCAUUGCUGCUGAGCUGGAGAAAGCACCCAAUUCAAAGGCAACGGAUCUAGAAAAAGAGCUCUCCGAAUUCGUUGAUCUCCUCGAGCCGCUUGAGAAGGAUGCAUCUCCAAAGCAAACUGGCGGCAGAAGAGGGAAUGUAAAAAGCACUGCUACUGAUACUUCAGCGAAGGUUGAUUCAGCAAGCCGAGAACUGAUUCCCUUCUCAACUUCCAAUCUCUUGACACUGACCCAAAAGGCAGCGAGCCUUUACACCAGCGGUAGCCAGCUGGCUUCUCAGAAGCAUCCAUUGAAGAGCUCCAAGGUCAUAGCUUUCGUCUUGAACAGCUGUCUUCAUCACUUGAAGUCUUACUCUUACCAUGCUGAAGGUAAGGAAGAUCCAUUGGCGGGUUUCGUUUACGGAGAUGUCAAGCUGUUUGGGCGUCCUCUGCUUGAACUAACCCUAUUGCUGAAGCGGGAAAAGGGGAAAAAGGAUUCGGAAGAGAAGAAGGAGAAUCUUUAUUUGGCCUUGUCAUGCUUGAAAGAGCUGAUUUUGAUUGCUCUGAAGAAGAAGGAUCUCACUGGCUUACUGGAUCAACUGUUAUCAGUCUGCCAUUCCGACGAUGGCUCACAGUUAGAUGAUGAUAACACCGAAGCCUCCAGGAUCAGCGAUGAAGAUGUAAGAAACCAGACAAUGUUCAUCAUCAAAGUCUGCAGGCCGCUACUUUCUCAGCUCCUUGGUGUGUCAGCUUUUCGGGAGGUCGAGAUCGUGUGCGAUAUGAUAUCGAUAAUCGGAACCAAACUGCCAUGCCAAUGGAGGAAACCUCACGGAGCUUGGGCAAUCACUGUCUGUAAAACCCAACCCAUAAGAAACCCCAACGUCGCCAGAACCAUCCUCGAGCUCUCCCUUCGCCUGACUUCAUCUCCAGAAGAUCUCAACUUCGCACAGGACCUGACGAAGGAGCUACUGAAGUUCAACCCGUUGGACAAGGACAGCCAGUUGGAAGAAGCCGAAGCUUCUUCCGACCGGUAUCCAAUACUGAACACCGCAACGAGCAGCGCCAUGACCGCUUGCAUACUGCAAGCCAUCGAGGCGGAUAUCACCGAAAUGGAUUGGGCCGUCAAGAAACUGAAGACAUUGACUUUGAUGGAUCAGAAAAGCAUUCAUCUGCCGGCUACGAAGGACACCGAUGACGACGAAUUACAUUCCUCGUCGAGAGCUGCAUUCGAAAACCGUCUUCAUUCCAAGGCCGAAGCUGUCGUUAAAGUGCUCUCCUCCUUCGUUCUUAUGCGCCUCAAAGAUUCUCAAGCGGAGCACCUGAUCCGAACCACAACGAAGCUCUACAAGCAUCUAUCCCUGAUGACGAAGCUCGCCAUCGCUCCCAAAGGAUGCAAGCAGCUCAGUCCGAGCCUAGCCUUCCAGAAGCUGGUGGAGAUCACCUGCAGGCAGCUCACGGCUCCGCUCUACAUCUUCGUCGCCGAUACGCAGCAGGAAAGUAAUGGCCAAGGAGUCAAUGACAAUAACAAGAAGGGAAAGGGCAGCCGUCUGAUGAACAAGAUCAAGAGGGAGAACAAAUGCAUCCCUGACCUGAUCUUCCAGGUCGAGGAUUACGAGAGGUACCUCAUCAGGCUGAGUAAAGUGACCAGGGUGAACUUGCUGAAAAAUGCCAAGCGCAGCACCGCGAGGGAUUUCAGGAUAGUCGACGCGCGGCAGAAUGUUGUGCCGGAGCCGGAGCCUGAGGAGGUAGCUGACGACGGCGGAGAGAGCGGAGGCGAGGGAUCGGACGGCGGUGGUGCGGUGUCUCCGGCGCCGUCGUAGCCAACAAAAUUAGAAUUGGUGU
This is a messenger RNA of Linum trigynum, 5694 nucleotides long. NCBI's taxonomy places the organism in Eukaryota, Viridiplantae, Streptophyta, Magnoliopsida, Malpighiales, Linaceae. The record is from the annotation of a GenBank genome assembly.